AUGGUUCCGCAAGAUAACACAACCGCGCCAGCUGCGUGCAAGCCAGAAGACAAUAACGGGCAGUCCGCGAUCGCGGAAUCCAAGGUCCGGGAUGAUAGUGGCCCUGUGCCGUCAAGUCAACCUCCAGAAUCCGCCGAUGGCGGCCAAGCUGCGGAUGGAGAUCAAGCAAAACUGGCCAUACCCGUGCAAAAACGAAGACGAGUCACCAGAGCUUGCGAUGAAUGCAGGCGGAAAAAGAUCAAAUGCGACGGCAAACAGCCCUGCACGCAUUGUACCGUCUAUAGUUAUGCAUGCACAUAUGAUCAGCCGUCAAAUCGACGCAGAAACCCUGCGCCGCAGUAUAUAGAAGCCUUGGAAGCUCGUCUACAAAAGGCAGAAACCCUUCUACGUGCCAUUCUCCCAAACGUCGACUUAGAUGACCCGUCGUUUGAUUCCAGCAAUGUGGAGGAGCUUAUUUCGACUGCCAGAAAGGCACAGCCAGAUUCCAAACCGAAACCGGACCCCGAAACACACGAGCUUCCCUCGUCCUCCGAACAAUGCGACGAGUCACUUCUAGAGUCGAUGGUAGAGAAUACCGGUGCUCUGGAUCUCGACGACCAAGGCCAUUGGGAUUACCAUGGCCAGUCCUCCGGUCUGAUGUUUGUCCGCCAUUUACGAAAGCAAUUUGGGAACCUUGUUCCUGAGCGUGCCCCGUCCAAAUUUCAACAGAUUUCACAGAUCUUGGAAUCAGCCAAGUCUUCUUCAGAAUCGCCAAUCGACACAUAUAUGUCCUUGGCCCACGAUCUACCGCCACGAGAUAUUGCCCGCAAACUAUGCGACAAUGCCCUUGAGGACGCGUGCAUUGUGUUACGAUUCAUGCACAAACCCACGUUUAACGCUAUGUUCAACCGAGUUUAUGACAUCCCUGCAGAGCAAUACACAAACAAAGAGAAUGCUUUUCUGCCUUUGUUAUAUCUUACGCUCGCCGUCGGUUGUUUAUUCCGAGGUGUGGGAGAUAGCACCCUUGACAAAUCGGGAUAUGAGCCUGCGGUGGACCAAGGUUUUCAAUACUUUAAAGCGGGCCGACUGCUACUCGACAUAACCGAAUGCCGUGACCUUACGUCCCUUCAAGCAAUUUGCUUUAUGAUUAUAUUCCUCCAAGCGUCAGCCAACGUCAGCACUUGCUAUUCAUAUAUAGGAAUUGCUCUUCGGGCUUCGCUUCGUUUAGGUCUUCAUCGUUCAGUGUCGGCUAAUUUCAACCCUGUGGAAUUGGAAACACGCAAGCGCGUUUUCUGGGUUGUACGGAGUAUGGAUAUUCAUGUCAGCGCAAUUUUGGGCCUCCCAUGGAUGCUAAGUGAGGACGACAUCGAUCAAGAACCGCCUCUUGGAAUUGAAGAUGAAUAUAUAACUCCGGAUGGCAUAUUACCUGUGCCCCCAGGUGCUGUCUCUCUGAUGGAGGGAGCAAAUGGGCACAUACGACUGGUUCAGAUACUACUAAAAGUCACGAAAUAUAUAUACCCUGUGAAGGCUGCGAACCUCGGACCAGGGCACACCUAUAUGGUCAGCCAUUCGAAAAUAAGGGAAAUUGAGCGGGAUCUUCAAAAUUGGAAGGAGGAGCUUCCAGAGGCCCUGAAACCUGGGGGUGAAGCAUCUCCUCAGCUCGACAGGCUGAGGCAAUUAUUGCGCAUCAGUUAUGCGCAUGUGCAGAUGGCAAUGUAUCGGCCAUUUCUACAUUACGUUAGCGCAGGGUCCCAAGGUCGUGGAAUCGAUAAGCGCUCGUACGCCUGUGCUGCUGCCUGUGUGAGCGUUGCUAGAAACGUCGUUCAUAUCACUGCUGAAAUGAAGAAAAAACAACUUUUGAAUGGUUCUUACUGGUUUACGAUGUAUACGACCUACUUUGCUAUCUUAUCUUUGCUCUUUUUUAUUCUCGAGAACCCCGAAUCUGCCAGUGCCAAGGAUGGUAUAUUGAAAGAUGCACUCGAAGGCAAGAAUACAUUGGCUGGCCUCGCAAAACGAAGUAUGGCUGCAGACAGGUGCACACAGAGCCUCAAUGCCAUUUUCAAGCAUUUGCCCGAGAGGCUACGAAAUCGGCGUGGAAACGCACCGGUACCGGUCAAUCGAAAGAGACCACAGCCAACCACUUCGAUGCCAACGCCUACGGCGAAGUUGACUGGAACUCUUACGCCGCCGGGCCCGCUAAAAGAUGCGGAUGGUCUACCGCCUAAUCCGGUGAGAAGAUCUAAUACGUUUCCGAUGCAAAUCGCAGGAAAUGCUCUCAAACAGUCGCAACAAACCGCAGCAAGCAACAACAUUAUCGGCGAAAACCAAACUGCUCCUGCUCGAGUUUUUAAUCAAUCCCCUCUCAUGGUUCCGCCAACUGCAUCUACAGCGCCAUCCACAUCGGAUAGAGACGCUUCACAGAUAUCUACACCAUCCUCUCCAUUGUCUGCCUCCCACCACCCACAAACCAUGAAACAGCCAAUUUCGUUUUCUCCUCCGUUUGACAACGCGAGUCACCUCCCAGAUUUAAUGCCAAUGAUGUUUCCUUCCGAUGACCCAUUCGCGUACCCCAACCAGCCGAUGUCUCUCUUGGAAGAUGGCCAAUUCAAACAGGAUUCUACAGACAUAUCCAGACAAUUCCCUUAUCGACCGAAUCACCCCAUACAAGCAGCUCUCGACGCUGGAACCCCGACCCGAACCACCGCUUCCUCGCCAGCAGGCUUUGUCAAUGCCGCUACUUUCUCCGGAUUUUCCAACCAGGAUAUGAGUACUAUGCCCGGCCUGCCCUCUCAUCCAAAAGGUCCAAACAGGUUCCCAGCACGUCACGAGCGAAGACCUUCAGAGCCAAUGCCCGAGUCAGCGAGCACGGGGUACAUUGAAAACCCGGACCUCGUCACCAUGCCUGGGCAAGCUUUCUUAUGGCAGAAUCUAGGAGUCCAGGGCCCAGGCGGCAAUAUCUUCCCACAGUCGACAGCUGAGGAAGCGUUUCACGAUGGUAUCGGCGAUUUUAACAUCCCAAUGGACAUUGGGAUGGUAGGCCUUGGCACGUUAGGCAUGGGACUUGAUACGACGAUGGGAUAUGACCAUCAGUUCGACGGUACGGGGAUGGACAGCGCGUCUACUCUGAAUCCUGAAUGGAGUCAGUGGAGUAGUUGGAACAGGGGCACGGAGGGAGAAAGUUGA
This is a messenger RNA of Uncinocarpus reesii 1704, 3162 nucleotides long. RefSeq lists its product as uncharacterized. The record is from RefSeq and is a predicted model, not a curated record. Gene Ontology annotation, molecular function: zinc ion binding; sequence-specific DNA binding; DNA-binding transcription factor activity, RNA polymerase II-specific. The coding region runs from base 1 to 3162 and encodes 1053 amino acids. Gene Ontology annotation, biological process: positive regulation of transcription by RNA polymerase II; DNA-templated transcription. Lineage: Eukaryota; Fungi; Ascomycota; Eurotiomycetes; Onygenales; Onygenaceae. Gene Ontology annotation, cellular component: nucleus. The transcript is spliced from 5 exons.